Messenger RNA from Contarinia nasturtii (swede midge), 673 nucleotides. Its product is annotated as putative peptidyl-tRNA hydrolase PTRHD1. Gene Ontology annotation, molecular function: peptidyl-tRNA hydrolase activity. The coding region runs from base 222 to 578 and encodes 118 amino acids. The record is from RefSeq and is a predicted model, not a curated record. Lineage: Eukaryota; Metazoa; Arthropoda; Insecta; Diptera; Cecidomyiidae. The transcript is spliced from 2 exons.
AACCGGAAUUCAGAAAAAAUCGUUAAAUUGCAAAUUUUCAAUGGUUUUUUUUGCAUGUUGUCAAGUGUCACUUAUGCUGACGUAUUACUAAGACGUAUAAUUUGAGGUUAUGUUCUUUGUAUACAAAAACAAUCUCUUUGGGGUGGAACAUUUUCUUUACUGAAAAGAACUAGUGUCGAAAAAACGUAGUCGAUUUAGUGCCGAAAAAAUUCAUACAAAAAAUGGCAAAUAUCGUUCAGUAUGUGAUUGUGAAUAAAGAGAUCAUAACAAAAUUAGGUUGGCCCUUGGGUGCUGUAAUUGCACAAUGUUGUCAUGCCACUACUGCGGUCGCUCAUGUAUUCAAAGAAGACACUGAUGUGCACACAUAUUUUGGCGACAUUGAUAACAUGCAUAAAGUGGUUUUGGAGAUCGGCACCGAAGAUGAGCUACGAAAACUCAGCCAAGAUCUUACCACAAAUGAUAUUAAACAUAAGCUUUGGAUUGAACAACCUGAAAAUAUUGCAACUUGUAUCGCAUUGAAACCAUACGAAAAGGAUGCUGUUAAAAAGUUUACGAAAAAAUAUAAAAUGCUUAAAUGAGACAUAUACGUAAAGUUUGAUUGAAUGACAUUUUUAUUGAUAAAUAAAUAUACACGUGUACAUAUUCGCAUAAAAAUCAGCGAACUUGGUUACUA